AUGGCUCACUGCGGGCGGCCGUCUGUCGUUGGCGUCGUCGCACUCGUCGCCGGGCUCGCUGCGAUCAGCCUCCUCGCGACCCACGCCAGCGCAGACGCGUGUGCCACCGUGGAUUGCGGGUCAGUCGCUUCCUGCACUCCGUACGAUGAUGGCAGCACCGAGUGCCUGUGCGACGGGGGUUAUGUCUUCAACGUAACAGACAAGACAUGCAAUGAUCCGUGCGCGGAUGUGGCGGUGCAGUGUCCAGUGAGGGCGGAGUGCGUGGCGAGGAGGGGCAAGGCGGAGUGCGAGUGCGAGAUGGGGUACAUCCUGCAGAACAACACCUGCACUGAUGGGUUGGUGCAGACGCAGGUGGAGGUGGAGGGGCUCAGCUACCUCGCACUCGUCACCUUCGACAGCCCCGUGCCCAUGGCGCACGCCACUGGCGCCAUCGCGUGCAGCGACGUGGGUGAUCUGGGCGGGGGCAGCAGCACCAAGAUCACGGUGGAGUGGAAGUCGUUUGGCGUCGACACGGUGGGCACCGGCAUGUGCAAGAGCCUCUCGUUUCACGCCGACCCGGGCUGUGCAGACAAGGGAGGAUUGACCAUCGCGCGCCCUGCCAUGGUCGGCGGUGCCUUCCCCGUGACAAAAAGGACUGUGAGAUCCACCCCGCCGCAGUCAAUCAGCUGUGAAAUUGCCACGUGUCACAAGGAAUGCGGCACUGCACAGUGCGUGGUGAGGGAUGCCACGUCUCAGUGCAAGUGCCCCUGGAGCCAAGUGUUCGACGAGGCGCAGAAGCGCUGCACCAGCAAGUCGCCCAGCACCACCCCUGACCCGAACCCUAGCGGAGGCGCGGACCCGUGUGAGGCAGUGAAGUGUGCGAGGAACUCGCAGUGCGUGGGGAGGAACGGGCAGCCCACGUGCGAGUGUGACGCCGGCUACACCAAGGCCAACAAGGGCCUCUGCUCUGCCAUGUGCAAUCCGGGCUGCCCUGCGAAUGGCCAGUGCGUGGUGGUGGGAGGGAAGCCCGUGUGUCGCUGCAAGGCGGGCUUCCGACAGGACAAGAGCAAGUGCACACCCGUGUGCAAGCCUGCCUGUGGUGCCAAUGCACAGUGCAUGGCGGUGAAAGGGAAGCCGGCGUGUGAAUGCAAAACGGGGUUCAAGACCGUCAACAACAAGUGCAUGCCCGUGUGCAAGCCUGCCUGCACCGCCAAUUCACAGUGCAUGGCGGUGAAAGGGAAGCCGGCGUGCCAGUGCAGCACGGGGUUCAAGUCAGUCGACAACAAGUGCAUGCCCGUGUGCAAGCCUGGCUGUGGUGCCAAUGCCCAGUGCAUGGCGGUGAAAGGGAAGCCGGAGUGCCAGUGCAGCACGGGGUUCCAGCUGGUCAACAACAAGUGCACAC
Messenger RNA from Closterium sp. Naga37s-1, 1381 nucleotides. NCBI's taxonomy places the organism in Eukaryota, Viridiplantae, Streptophyta, Zygnematophyceae, Desmidiales, Closteriaceae. The record is from the annotation of a GenBank genome assembly.